GCUAGCGGCACCCUAUUACCUUGUUUAACAACAUUGCGUUAUGCAAGCUAGCAAGACAAGGGAGAGGAGUGUCGCUAGCCGCCGCGCGUAAACCAUUCAACGGGACAACAAAAUAAGCGUCUGAAGGGGAAUAAAACAAGACUGAUUUUUCAAAAACAAGUCUAAGGUGAUUGGAUCCCUCGAUAUCCAGUGCUUCUCUGGUAUUCCUGCUCUAAGGGUGAUGUCAAUCGCCUUUCUCGCCCGCCUGGCAAGGUGCAGCAGUGGACCCCAUGUUGGACGUAAUGGUCUCCCCCAAAUGGCCCUGGCUCCCCUCCCGUUGAAGCAGGACAUCGCCCUUUACUCCGCCAUCCCCAAGAGGCAGAUCCACACGCCUUCAGACAAGCGCCGCAGCGGCACACGUUUCGACGCCGACAGCAGCGGGCGCCCCACCACCUGGGACUCCUUUGGCAUCUGGGACAAUCGCAUCGACGAGCCCAUCCUGCUGCCGUCCAGCAUCCGCUACGGCAAGCCCAUUCCCAAGGUCAGCCUUUCCAAUGUGGGCUGCGCCUCGCUCAUUGGGCAGCGCAAGGAGAAUGAGGACCGCUUCCAGCUCUCCCAAAUGAACGACAACAUAAUCUACUUUGCCGUGUUUGACGGGCACGGUGGACCAGAAGCGGCCGAUUUCUGUCACAAAUACAUGGAGAAUUUUAUCAAGGAUCUUGUGGCCGGCGAGGACAAUCUGGAGCUGGUUUUAACUCGAGCCUUCCUGGAAGUAGACAAAGCUUUAGCCAAGCAUUUGCAGUUCUCUUCAGAUGUGCCCGGGGUGAAUGCGGGCACCACUGCCACGGUGGCCCUGCUGAGGGACGGCAUCGAGCUGGUUGUGGCCAGCGUGGGCGACAGCCGCGCCAUGCUGUGCCGCAAGGGAAAGGCGCUCAAGCUCACCGUUGACCACACGCCCGAAAGGAGGGACGAGAAGGAGAGGGUCAAGAGGAGCGGCGGCUUCAUCACUUGGAACAGUUUGGGGCAGUCCAAUGUCAAUGGCAGGCUAGCCAUGACACGCAGCAUCGGUGACUUUGACUUGAAGGGCGUCGGGGUGAUUGCUGAGCCAGAGACCAAGAGAAUCGUGCUGAGCCCCGUGCACGAUUCCUUCCUGGCGCUGACCACAGACGGCGUCAACUUCAUCAUGAACAGCCAGGAGAUCUGCAACGUCAUCAACCAGUGUCACGACCCAAAGGAGGCGGCGCAGCGCAUCUCUGAGCAGGCUCUGCAGUACGGCUCUGAGGACAACAGCACCAUCGUGGUGGUGCCUUUCGGCGCCUGGGGCAAGCACACCAAUUCGGACACCAGCUUCUCCUUCAGCCGAAGCUUCGUGUCGAGCGGGCGCUGGGCAUAGUGGCGGCGCAGCGUGACGGGGGGUGGGGAUGGAUGCUGGGGGGAAGGGGGCGUGGUCUGGGGAACAUCCCAUCUAGUGCAAUAGUCGACAACGGUCCUUUUGUGGGUUUGGGGUGGGGGGGGCAUUGGCGUGUGAGACAACUGCUGUGUGAGCUCCAUUCAACGAAAGCUCACUCUGAGUCUUCAGAGGGAGCAGAAGCUUAUGGGCGUUGUUCCAACAUGCUUACCUUGUAAAAACAGUGCAACCUCCUAAAGUUGUCAUACAAGUCGGAUGCGAACAAAGUAGCGCGAGCGCAGAGACAAAAUCGGUUUCUGAUGAUUUUUUUUUUCCACCAUACACUUUUGAGUUUGUCAUUUGACAGCACCAAUUUUAGUUUUUGUGCUGGCUGCUCAGUCAACAAUCACAAUUUUAAAAAAAAUUGGAUCCAUUAGUAUAGUUUUACAUAUAUGAUAAAAAAUAAUUUUUCCUGUUUCGGGUCGGAUGCAUGUUUUUGUUUAGCACAGUUCUCAAAAUCUUUUUUUGUUUUGAAAAGUUUUGCGGAGAAAAAAAAAGGUCAAUUGACAGGAAAUACGUUAGAAGGGAAAAGGUUGAAAUUGUAGAGAAAAUAAAAUGAAGCACCCACUAAAAAGUUGUUUCACGAGAAAAAGUAUGCAUUUUAACAAGAGGGUUUUUUCAUCUUAGUAGGAAAAAAGAACAAACUUGUGAUCUUACAAAUAAUGAGGAAAAAAUGUAAAGUUCGGGAGACGAGUAAGAAAAGGUAUCCCAAAUUAUUUUACAAAAACAAAUAUGUAAUAUUACGACAGAAUAUUCUCGAGUUUCCGUAUAGCUUUUCUCUGUAUAUUAGAGAAAGUAAAUCAAAAGAAGAGAAUUUUUUUUAUGACACAACAGCUUCCAAAUACCAGUAAUUGUUUUUAUGAUGUGGGAGAUGUUGCGUCGUCGGCCUCGUCAUCCGUUCGGACCCUCGAGGUUCGGCUGUUGCUCUUGGCGGCACUGACGUUUUUUGCACUUCAAAGAAAAAUCAACUUUCGGUUUGGUUUUUGAAAUGACUCAAACAAGUCCAUUUUUCAGACUCUUCGUCAAAGAGAAUGUGCUGUUCGCUACGUAUUUAGAAGCUCUGGUGUCACGUAACUGUCGAACCUCUUGGACCUCAAGCAGGGGUGGGCAACCUUUUUCGAGCAGGGGCCAGUUGAGGGACACACGAACGAAAGCAUGAUGGCAUAAUGGAACCAAAUACUUUUGGUGGGGCAUUUGAGUUUUAGUUUUUAUUAUUUGGGCGGGAGGGGGGUUGGUACAGUGGUACCUUCCUUUUGUUUCGUGACCAGACUGAUAACGUGUCGUCAUAGCUGGGGGAAAAGAAUGUCCGGUUGUGCUGUACAUCGAUACAGUUCUGUUUUUUCCCAUGACGUCAAUCACGCUGAUGUUUUAAAAAAAUAUCCAUAUUUUUCGAGCACAUCAGGUUUUUGAGAUCUUUUUUUGGUUUUUUUUACCAUGCAUUGUAAUUUAUAACUGACAUUUAAGAAACAAAAUUCCACCUCUUGCUGAAACUAACCUUAAAAUCAUGAAUAGUUCUAAAUAUAUUACUGUAUUAUAUGAUUAUUUAGAUAUGGGCGAGUAACAAUACCAGGUAACAGAAAGCGGAUGAUACGGACCUAAUUUUAAGAUAUCGAGUAGUUGUGGAGGCUGUGGAUACCAGACACCGAUGCUUAAGGCAAAAAAAAAAAAAAAAAAGAAAUGUGACAUUGAGCAUGUCCUCCUCGGCAUGAGUUGGCGCGACACCUCGUCAGCUUGACACAUUUGCAGAACAUCACUUGAAGACAGGUUUUUGUUCACUUUUUUUGUUUUUGGUAACAUUUCUUAAAUGAAAUUUAUAUAUCAAAAGUGCUGGAGGUAUCGGUACUAGGUAUCGUUGGGUGCUCCGAGAGUUUGUACUGUCAAUGUUAAGAGUUUGUAACUGUUUGCUGUCUGCCAAAUUGUGCGCAUUACGCGACACGGUCACAAAACAGGUGAGCCGGCAAUCAAAUUUAAAUUUUAAAAAAAUGAAAAGAAAGUUGGCUGGUCAUUUGAAAAACUGUGUGUGCCACUGUGCACGCCGUAGGUUGCCCACCCCCUUGUGCUUCUAAAGGUCAUAACCAAAAAUGAUUUGUACAUUUGCCUCUAGGAAUCAUUUGCACAAUCUAGCGGGUCGGAGACGUGAAUGAACAGCAUUUUUUUUAAAUAAACAUUAUAUUUUUAUGACUUAUGUUUUCUGUAAUCACAAUCAAAUGUUACGAGACAAGCGAGUGCGGCGCUGAGACAUAAUCAGGGUACCGAAAAAGUACAGCUUAUGUUGUGUGUGUGUGUGUAUAUAGGAGCUAUUUAUGCAAAAACUUUAUUGAUUGAACCGUGUAGCGAACAACUUAAGUGAAGCACACCUCCUGUUGGGAUUUAUCAGCGUCCAUCCAUCCAUGUUUGUAAAUAUCGUUCGACCAUUGAGAGCUUCAAACGACACAACCUCAUUUCAAGUCCCCGCUCGUCUGUGAACAACACUGUUUCUCAUUACCGAUUGUAUUGACCGCCGUCAUCGUCGUUACAUGUGGGAGGUAUACUUGGGGACGGACUGUACACGGCGGGCAUGGAUUAUGUAUUAUCACAGUAGUGAUUUGUAAUCUGCGCUUCUGGAAAUGUACUCAUAGUCUUGUUUUAUUUUGGGGUGAUCAAUACAAGAGAGCGCAAUCAAAUUUGAAGUCAUCGAAGUAAUGAUCACUUUUUUUUGGAGGGUUGGGCUGUAUAUAAAUCAUUUUCCUCUGAUGUGACUAAGUGAAAUUAUUCUUUUGACUCUGUUUUGUUUAAGAUGGCUUCAGUUUGCUCUCCAAUUUAAAAAUAA
This is a messenger RNA of Hippocampus zosterae (dwarf seahorse), 4235 nucleotides long. RefSeq names its product protein phosphatase 1K, mitochondrial-like. Gene Ontology annotation, biological process: protein dephosphorylation. Bases 221 to 1372 code for a protein of 383 amino acids. Gene Ontology annotation, cellular component: plasma membrane. Gene Ontology annotation, molecular function: protein serine/threonine phosphatase activity; cation binding; ABC-type transporter activity. The record is from RefSeq and is a predicted model, not a curated record. Lineage: Eukaryota; Metazoa; Chordata; Actinopteri; Syngnathiformes; Syngnathidae. The transcript has 7 exons.